AUGGCGGCCUACAGCAAGUACCUGACGGCGCGCCGCUCGGCCCUGGCGGGGGCCGCCUUCCUGGGGCUCUGCCUCCUGCACCGCCGGAGACGCCGAACCCACCCCCCCAACCUCCAAGGCAAGAAAAGUGGAAAGCCACCGUUACAGAGCAAUGAGAAAGAGGGAAAGAAGGAGCGAGCUAUGGUGGACAAAGUGUUCUUUUCAAGGAUCAGGCAAAUCCUGAAAAUCAUGGUCCCCCGGAUGUUCUGUAAAGAGACAGGUUAUUUGUUACUUAUUGCUGCUAUGCUGGUAUCUCGCACCUAUUGUGAUGUUUGGAUGAUUCAAAAUGGAACCCUCAUUGAAAGUGGUAUCAUUGGUCGCAGCAGAAAAGAUUUCAAGAAAUAUUUGUUCAACUUCAUCGCUGCCAUGCCUCUUAUCUCUCUGGUGAAUAACUUUUUGAAGUUUGGGCUAAAUGAACUGAAACUGUGCUUCCGAGUAAGACUCACCAAAUACCUCUAUGAGGAAUAUCUACAAGCUUUCACAUAUUAUAAAAUGGGCAACCUAGACAACAGAAUAGCUAAUCCGGACCAGUUGCUUACUCAAGAUGUAGAAAAAUUUUGUAACAGUGUCGUUGACCUGUAUUCUAACCUUAGCAAGCCAUUUUUGGACAUAGUUUUGUAUAUCUUCAAGCUAACAAGUGCAAUUGGAGCUCAGGGCCCAGCUAGCAUGAUGGGAUAUUUGGUUAUCUCAGGUCUACUCCUUACCCGUCUCAGAAGACCUAUUGGUAAGAUGACUAUGACUGAGCAAAAAUAUGAAGGAGAGUACAGAUAUGUCAAUUCAAGGCUUAUAACAAACAGUGAGGAAAUUGCCUUCUACAAUGGGAAUAAAAGGGAAAAGCAUACAAUUCACUCUGUCUUCCGCAAACUGGUGGAGCAUCUACAUAAUUUCAUCUUGUUUCGGUUCACUAUGGGCUUCGUCGAUAGCAUCAUUGCCAAAUAUCUGGCCACUGUGGUCGGUUAUCUCGUCGUCAGUCGUCCUUUUCUGGAUCUGUCUCACCCUCGCCACCUUAGGAGCUCGCAUUCCGAACUCUUAGAGGAUUACUACCAAAGUGGAAGAAUGUUACUGAGAAUGUCUCAAGCCCUGGGCAGAAUAGUCUUGGCUGGUCGUGAAAUGACCAGAUUGGCUGGUUUCACUGCUCGAAUUACAGAAUUAAUGCAAGUGCUAAAGGACUUGAAUCAUGGAAAAUAUGAGCGUACAAUGGUUUCCCAGCAUGAAAAGGGUGCUGAGGGAUCCGUGACCCUUCCCUUGAUACCUGGUGGUGGAGAAAUCAUCAAUGUAGAUAACGUUAUCAAGUUUGAUCAUGUUCCUUUAGCUACGCCUAAUGGGGAUAUUUUGAUUCGAGAUCUUAAUUUUGAGGUUCAAUCUGGGGCAAACGUUCUGAUCUGUGGUCCAAAUGGAUGUGGGAAGAGUUCACUUUUCCGUGUUCUCGGUGAGCUCUGGCCUCUCUUCGGUGGCCGACUAACCAAGCCUGAAAGAGGAAAGUUGUUUUAUGUUCCCCAGAGACCCUAUAUGACCCUUGGGACACUUCGAGACCAAGUGAUCUACCCAGAUGGAAAAGAAGACCAGAAGAAGAAGGGGAUAUCUGACCUAGUGCUGAAAGAAUAUUUGGACAAUGUCCAACUGGGCCAUAUCCUGGAGCGUGAAGGAGGCUGGGACAGCGUUCAGGAUUGGAUGGAUGUUCUCAGUGGUGGAGAAAAACAAAGAAUGGCGAUGGCAAGACUAUUUUAUCACAAACCCCAGUUUGCAAUCUUGGAUGAAUGCACUAGUGCCGUUAGUGUUGACGUCGAAGGUUACAUUUACAGUCACUGCAGGAAGGUUGGCAUCACCCUCUUCACUGUGUCUCACAGAAAGUCUCUUUGGAAGCAUCAUGAGUACUAUCUGCACAUGGAUGGCCGAGGCAAUUAUGAGUUCAAGCAGAUAACCGAAGACACGGUUGAGUUUGGAUCCUAAACCGAAGAACUACAUAAAUGUUCCCGCCUGAAAUGGAGAAUUACUACAGAUGGCACGUAGAAAUACACAACCAUUGUAAAUGAAAGCUUUUUAGCUUGUUUUAAAAAACAAACUAGGUACAGAAUAAUCCAAAAGAAGCAGUCAGAACAUUUAGUAUCAUGUAGAUUAUUGCUAAUUGUGUAUAUGUUGGUUUAAUUAUUAAUAUGUACUAAGAAUGUCCUUAUUCUUGUGGUUAAAAACCUGCCUAAAUUAAAUUGGGCUUAAAUCAGUGUAACCAGAUUCAUCUUGGGAUGUAAACCAUUCGAAGUCAGCUAAUUUGACUUUUCUGGACCCUGCUCCUUCCUUCAGUGAAGAGCCCGUUUCAAAUUGGGGGCGCGGCCGGUCCAGGGUUUUAGGUUAUCUUGCGACCUACGUUCCGAGAACCGAAAAGAACAAUCCCAUAAUGUAUUAUCGGAAUCUUUUUUUCAUCUCUGCGUAAACGUCAUUAGUUGGAAAAUGGCAGAUUUCGAUAGCUGCCCCUGUUAAACUCACUCCUGGUAUCCUAGAGCUCUCUAGAAAGCCUUUACUUUUCUGAGUAACAGAUGGAGCCUCUGCUGUCGAGCAUUUUGGGUUGUGUCCAUCCCUGAUCUCCCCCUCUCCUGCCCCACUACACUUUUCUGAAGUAUAGGCCAAGGUGUAUGCUUAAUCUUGUUUUAGAAGUGUGGAAGCCAGCCGUAAGUACCUUGUGUUCCACCGAAAGCUGAUCUUAACCAUUAAGUUCCAGUUUUUUGAAGGAUGUUUAUGGUUUUAAUAAAUUGGAUAGUUUUGGGUCCCCUAGUAAAUCAUGCAUUGGAGAUGUCUGGUGGGUGUAUCAUGUUAAACACCUAAUGUACCAUAGGAAUGCACUACAUGAAGGUAUGCACUGAAUAUGAAAUGUGAGCUCUAAGUCCGUUACCCUGAUUUUAUAGAAAAGUAUAUUUCUUUUAUAAUAUCAGAAUGCACACAGGGAAAUUGUAACUCAUUCCCUAGAGAUUAGUUGACCUGUGUGAAUCUUGAGUAACUUCUUAUUUUUUACUAUGAAUGGAUACAUUUAAUUGCUCUCUCCUUUUGCAGUGUUCACUAAAGCACUCACAAGACACCCCCACCCCCGACUGCCUGUAUUAAUUUAUAAAAUGAGAACCUUUGAUCCAACUAAACGUAGUGGAUUGUUUCCCCCCGCCCCAAACUGGGUGUUCGGAGAGAAACGGUUGGAAUUUUUGCCUCUGUAGUUUGUAACAUUAUUCCAAGGAUCACCAGCUACUAAAAGAAAACUCGAUGAACUGAUUCCAUGAGACAUAACGUAUACUUUUUACUAAUUAUCUUAGGAAAAAAACGUAUUAUGCAUCUCAGUUACUUUCUGUUCAAGAUUAAAGGAAAUCAAAUCUCCCGUACAGCUUGCCUCAUUCUGUUCCAUAUUACGGUGGGAAAUAAAUGUACACGUG
Molecule: messenger RNA, 3449 nt
Organism: Ornithorhynchus anatinus (platypus)
Lineage: Eukaryota; Metazoa; Chordata; Mammalia; Monotremata; Ornithorhynchidae
Gene: ABCD3
Product: ATP binding cassette subfamily D member 3
Exons: 23
Coding region: 1-1989 (662 amino acids)
Biological process (GO): fatty acid beta-oxidation; long-chain fatty acid import into peroxisome; very long-chain fatty acid catabolic process
Cellular component (GO): peroxisomal membrane; peroxisome
Molecular function (GO): long-chain fatty acid transmembrane transporter activity; ATP binding; ABC-type transporter activity
Source: RefSeq, a predicted model, not a curated record